CAACAAUAAAUGAAUGAUGUUCGCCCGCCACAUAAAAUCUCAAACCAAUGGCUCUCAUCAUUCAUCAAGUUAAUUUCACAGCACAAAAUUAAAUCACUCCCAUUACUUUCUCUUCCUUCAAUUUUUCUCAGAGCUUCAGAAAUGGACGAUUCAGUUUGGGACUAUCUCUCAUCAGACCUCACAGAAUCAAUCCUUUCCCACCUCCCAAUCCUCUCCAUCGUACGCGCCGCCGCCGUGUGCAAGAUAUGGCGCUCAAUCGUCGCCUCCUCCGCCUUCGCCGCCCGCGUCUCCGCCGCCAAGCAGCCCUGGUUCUUCCUCUGCGGCCACCACAACGUCUUCCUCAAGAACAACCGCGCCUUCGCGUUUGAUCCCGAAGCCAAUCGCUGGAUCGUUCUCUCCGAUUCGAGUGCUGCGCUUUUCUCUGAGGACUUGUUCGCCGGCUCCAAUGGCUUCCUCUUCGCCGCUUCGGCUUCGGCUUUCAGCUUCCGCCCGAUCCUCCGCGGCGCGUGGCGGCACGCGCGCGGGCUGAGAUUCUCGCGGUGUAGUCCGCUAGUCGGCGCGUUCAACGACGACGGCGGUACUUCGGGGAUUCCGAGGUUUAUAGUCGUCGGCGGGGUGAAAUUCGUCGGCAGCUUGGUGGAUAUCGAGGACCGUCUCGCCGUUGAAAUCUAUAAUCCGUGUUUGGAUUCAUGGGAGCUCUGUCCGCCAUUGCCGCCGGAGUUCAACACGCGGAAUUCAUCCCAAUCUCUAUGCUCAGCUCUCUUCAACCGAAAAUUCUUCGUUUUAGGGAUCAAUUCCAGUUUCAUCUCCUCCUUUAACCUAAAAACCCGCCAAUGGAGCGGCGUCCAAACUCUCCGGCCGCCGGGGGCGCAAUCCGGCUUCCUAAUUUCAUCCAACGACCGCCUAAUCCUGGCCGGGCUCUGCAAUUCCGGCGCCGCACUGUCCUUUAAUCUCUGGAAGAUCGACGAGGAGACGAUGGAGUUCAGCGAGAUGGCGAUAAUGCCGCCGGAACUGCUGCGGCUAUUGAUUCACGGCGACGAGGAUGAUAGCCGGGCGGCGGCGGGAUUUAGCCUGAAAUGCGUGGGAUUGGGGAGCCUAAUUUACGUUUUUAACGAAGAACAUCACCGGAAUUACCCUGCUUGCGUUUGCGAAAUAAAGAAAUUGGAAUCUGGGGAGUGUUAUGGUGAUUGGAGGAGGCUCCCCAGUUUGCCUGUGCGCGAUGGGAAUAAGUUUCAUAGAGUCAUCAGCUUCUGUUCCUCUGUUUCUCUUCACAAUGUUCUUGAUUGACGCCAUUGUAAACGUGAAAAAAUUUAAUUGUAUAUAUGAAUAAGGUUCAAAGUGUAGUGCAAUUUGUUUGAGAAAUAAAGUUCAAAUUGAUCAUUGAAAUGUAAAA
This is a messenger RNA of Ipomoea triloba (trilobed morning glory), 1393 nucleotides long. RefSeq names its product F-box/kelch-repeat protein At3g24760. The coding region runs from base 10 to 1287 and encodes 425 amino acids. The record is from RefSeq and is a predicted model, not a curated record. Gene Ontology annotation, molecular function: protein binding. The transcript has a single exon. Lineage: Eukaryota; Viridiplantae; Streptophyta; Magnoliopsida; Solanales; Convolvulaceae.